This is a messenger RNA of Photinus pyralis (common eastern firefly), 1671 nucleotides long. Its product is annotated as transmembrane protein 39A-A. NCBI's taxonomy places the organism in Eukaryota, Metazoa, Arthropoda, Insecta, Coleoptera, Lampyridae. The transcript has 7 exons. Gene Ontology annotation, cellular component: membrane. The record is from RefSeq and is a predicted model, not a curated record. Bases 234 to 1550 code for a protein of 438 amino acids.
CUGUAUCACGCGGUAGUUUGAAAAAUACAUUGUCUUUUUUUCAAACAUCUUGUACUAGAACUACGUAUUACUAGACACACUGACACAGGGAAUUCUCUUCUUUUUGACAUCUGAUUGACAGUUGCAGAGACACAGCAGUUUUUCUACAUAGACAACCAGAGAAAUAAACUUGGUUUUGCAGUUGAUUUUAAUAGCUCAGUUGGAGUACUUUUCUGCUAUAAAGUUUCGUCAUAAUGCCAAGCGGAGCACGUCGACUACCUCGUACGGUUCGUUCAACACUACAUCCAGCUGUUGUUCCUCUUGUAUCAGGUGAUAUGGCCAGUAAUAAAUACACAUCUAUAGGAACAUCAUCAUUGACAGGUUUAGAACCAUUGGCACCUAAACACUUUCCAUUCCCUAACACUCCGGUCGAUAAUGAUUUAACUUUUGAAUUUCUUAUGUUUCUGUACACAAUCAUAGCUGCAGGAUUGCAAUUUUUACAGUUGUACCGAAGCGUUUGGUGGUUACCACAUUCUUAUAAUAAUAAAUCUGUCAAUUUUUACCUUAUCGACAUCAAUCUAGUGAUUUUUAUUUUUAUUAUUUUAUCUAGAAGACUUAUUUAUCUGCUUGGUUGUCGAGUUUUAGAAAGGUGGCUACCAGAAAAAUUCCUGAAUGGAACAUGUCUCUGUUAUAGGAUGUUUCUUUUUGGUUUUAUGGUUGUAAUGCUGUCUUGGUGUGCAUACGAGAUUAUUCAAAAUCAUGCGAUUGUGAACAUAUUUUAUCUUUGUUAUCCUAUAUCUGUGUACGUAAUUUUGUUUGGGUUCACAAUUGUACCGUUUUUCGAGCUUGUCAGUUGUAAUGUGGAUGGUUUACCUCCUCUACAUGCCUGUACAUCAAAUGCUGCCGACAUAAGAAGUGAAGUGGAAAAUUUAAAGGGCAAUUUCAAUGGUCGAAUGAAACAGAUUCUGUUUAGCUCAGUUCUUAAUGCGUAUUAUGCCGGAUUACUUCCAUGCUGUUUUGCACAGAGCUUCGUAUAUUACGACACAAAUUGGGCUACUCAACACGUCAUCUUCCUUUGGUUAAGCUGUUUUGCUUCAUACGCCAUUCAUAUCUUGCCAUUGCGCUACUGUGAUAUUUUACAUAGAUCGGCAUUACAUUUAGGUUACUGGGACAAAGUGGAAACUCGCUCACAUUUACCAGUAACACACACAUGGCAAGAAGAUGUAUUGUGGCCAUUUGGUUCACUUGUUCGACAUGGUCGUGACAUUUAUCGUGGCUUGGGAGAGAUAAAUGCUGCAGAACCUGGAAAUACAAUGUAUGCCCGAUUUUUUACCAUUUUUUGGAAUCCAUCAAUUGUUCUUGCUGGGCUACUGGCAAUUCAUGUGGCUCUUGUAUUAUUUCAGCUGACUCUGCUAUUGAGAAGUUACUUUUACUGGUAUAAUAUUGUGUCAGUCACUUUACUUUUAUUUUUUAAUUAUUAUACAUUAUUUAAAAUAGGUAGGGAUUAUCUUAUAAGUCAAAAAGUAUAUAAGGCUGAACAGGCAAUGCAUGAUAAAUUACCUGAAACAUAGUUUAUACUUUUAUAAUUAUUUUUAGACAAUUAAUAUCUACCUACACCUACAGUGCUGUGACAUAUUUUUUAGGAUGAUUUUGACUGAGUGUGACACUAGUGUUUAUAAUAGAGGAAACGAU